AUGGGAGGAUAUGAGCUGUCUAUGAGAGGCUAUCACCUCUGUGCUGUGAACCGGACCACAGUCGCGAGUUCGGUGUUGUCGUACCAGACGUCGUACACUCAGAGGAGGUCCUGUGGCGGCUGGCUGCCCUGGAGGACCUGUGAGGUGACCCUUUACAGAGUGGCGUACCGCUCGCAUCCCAUCAGCCUGCACCGGGAGGUCAUGCAAUGCUGCCCUGGAUAUGAACAAGUGGGCAGUUACUGUGCCUUGCCUCUGAACUGCAGUGCGGUGUUCACUGCCAAACCAGGGUCCUGUCCGAAGGCUUGGCCCAAUGGGUCCCACUGUGGAUCUCAACCACAGUGUGGCUUGGACACAGACUGCGCUGGGUGGCAGAAGUGCUGCCCUGCUACAGGUGGACACUACUGUGCUGACCCACAGCCUCCAGAUGAACAAGGAUGGUGCUUCAAUGCAACUGUGACGGUAAAGCUGGACUAUCAGCAGAUGAUGGCCACUGAGACGGGCCUGUUAAACCACACGCGGCUGUUGCACUCUGUGGUGACUGGGGCCUUGAACUGCUCUGACAUGUCUGUGCGCCAUGUUGUCUCGUGGUCUGCUGGUCCCCACGUCACCUCCUCCUCGCUACUCAUCGGUUCCUCUUCGGCUCUCGUCCUGGCUGACGUCUCCAGCAGGCUUCAGUCUCUGCUCAGACACAUAGAGGAGGUGGUGGCUGUGGCAGUGCAAGAUAUGGAUGAUUGUGCCCAUAGGGAGCUGAGUAAGUGUCUUCCCAACACAGUCUGCAUCAACACGGUGGGCUCGUACACGUGCAGCUCUGCCAACCACAGCAGAAGCACAACCACUGAGCCACCUUCUCCCGGAGCCACGACAGCGGCCGCCGUCAUCACUUCAGCCCUGACCAAAGCUACGGUCACAAAUACAGAAGGGUCUCCUCAUCGGGUCAUCACUUUCUCGUGGUCCAUCGCUGUGGCGUGCAACCCAGGCUACAUGUCUGUAAGCGUGGCACGGGACUUCCUGAGGGACGAGCGCAUGUCGGACGACUCGCUGUACCUGGGCCUGCCGGAGUGUGGGGUCAACGAUGGCAACGCCAGCCAUGUCCUGCUGGUGGCAGCGUGGGAUGAAUGUGACACAGUACUGAUGAGUAACAGCACUCACACCACGACAGAGGUGAAGCUCUACAACAACAUGAGCAGCCACAGCUGGCCCGACGGCUCUGUGAGCAUGCCCAGUGCGCGGCUCAAGGUGCCCAUCCUGUGCAGCUACAUCAACAGCAUCAUCUCCACCACGGUGCUUCCACCCUUGGUGUCCAGGGGCCAAGAUGAAUUCACCAGCUCUGGGAGCCUUGGUGACCCCUGGUCAGGGUCUUCCUCGUCUCCUCCCCCAGAGACACCCCCUGCUCCCAGUGUUACCUCUGAGCCACUCCACAACUUCACAUGCAAUGUCGUGCCCGAGAUCGUCAGCAUCAACGCCUUCAACAUCACAAGCUCCUCAUUUAGUGUCUCCUGGACGACAGCAUCUUCUCCAGGUCCAGUCACCUUCCAAGUGAUGCUUCUCCAGGGUUCAGAUGAGCUGAGGAGCUGGCAGACGGCAGAGACAGAAAUGGAGCAAAGGCAGCUGCCAGCAGGAGUCCUCUACAGAGUCUGUGUCGUGCCUCAUGCCUGUGGAGUCCAAGGAGCCAUGGAUGAGAUCCUAGUUAAAACAGAUGCGCAGGUCCUUCAGGCUGUAGCCCGUCUGACUAACAUGAAUUUCACCGAGUCUCUCCUGGAUUCAGAGAGCCCUGAAUAUAAGAAUCUCUCUCAGAGCAUUCAAGAUGAGAUCCGGCUAUCUCUCCCUCCAGACAUCCAGGCCCUGGUAGACUCUGGGGAGGUUCGAAUCGUCAUCACUGGCUUCUCACAGGGCAGUGUGGUGGUGGACUUCACUCUUGUGUUUGAGCCCAAAGAGGACCAGGACAUCAUGGGGCUGUCACGCUCCAUCAUGGCCUCUCUGCAGAACAGCUCCAAAUAUGCUGUAGAUAGUAACACCACCUCCGUACAAGAUUUGAAUGAGUGUAUCAGCCGAGAUGUUGACUGUUCCUCUGAGGCAGAGUGUGUCAACACCAUGGGGGGGUAUGACUGUGUCUGCAAUGACGGGUUUGAGGAUAUGAACCCCAGCUGGCCAGGACGAUCCUGCAUAGCUCUGAGUGCAAGCUCAUCUGUGACGAUCCUCCCUCCACCCAUCACCACCACACAGAGCGUGUAUACAACAACACUAAGCACUGAUGACUCAGACUCUGAGACUACACCCUCGGUGAUCUCCACUACACACCAAACACACCCGACCACCACCAUCAGCGCUACGCCCACCACUGAAGGACCUAUUACUCCACCAGAGCCUGUGACCAGUACACCCAGUGACAAGCAGAUGACCCCUGGCUCAUUUCAUAUCACUUCUUUAGUAGACACAACAGCCAGCACUCUGACAAGAAAACCAACCAGUCAUAGUGGCACUUCUUUAGGGAUAGCUACUGCUCCCUAUAUAUCAACCACAGCAACAACAGCAGCAACAACAAAAGCAACAGUCAACACCACCACCACCACCACCACCACAAGUGCAGUGACUUAUUCAGAGUUGAUGACUAACACUUUAAAUCCGAUAAACUCCAAUAGAGUUGGAAAUCCAGCUAUUCUCAUAGCCAAUUUGACCACAACACAGACAAAUGCCAACACAGCACUGACAAACACCCUCUCAACCACAACCACAACCUCUGCACACCCAGUCUCAACCACAACUAAUGCUAAGUUCACAAUUGAGGCUAAGCUCACAACUGACGCUAAAUUCACAACCAUACCAACGACAGCAAACUCACUUGUGACCACUACCACUUCAGACACAACUAAGGCAGUAACCACCUCUGUGCCAUCGACCUCCACCACUUUAACUACAACAAAGACUAUCCCAACCUCACCAGUGAUCACAACCUCAUCCACAACUAAUGCUAGGGUCACAAAUGCAGUAGCAACGACAACCACCUCAACCCCGAUCAAGGCUAUGGUCACAAAUACACAGAUGUCUCAGACCCCACAGACCUCUCAGCCCAUCCAGGUCAUCUCUCAAUCGGCAACCAUCACUGUGGUCUGCAACCCAGGCUACAUGUCAGUAAGCGUGGCACGGGACUUUCUAAGGGGCAAGCACAUGUCGGACGACUCGCUGUACCUGGGCCUGCGAGAGUGCGGAGUGAACGGAGGCAACGCCAGCCAUGUCCUGCUGGUGGCAGCAUGGGAUGAAUGUGACACAGUGCUCCAGAGCAACAGCACUCAUAACACGGCUGAGGUGACACUAUCUAACGACAUGAGCAGCCACACCUGGCCCGACGGCUCCGUGAGCAUGCCCAGUGCGCGGCUCCAGGUGCCCAUCCUGUGCAGCUACAUCAACAGCAUCGUGAUCUCCGCGGGAUACUCGCCACAGGAGUAUGACAUGAUCAAAGACGUGGUGCAGGGGUCAGGCUCCUUCCACGUGACGGUUCGCCUGCUGAACGGCACCGUCCCCCUGCCGGAGAACUACACCCUCUCCCCCGACGAGGAGGUGGUGGUGGAGGUGAGCGUCAACUCCACCAUCCGUCAGAUCAAGGUCGUCCUCAACCGGUGCUGGGCCACCCCCACCAACAACCCCUCCGGGCCAACGGAGUAUGUCUUCCUGAAGAAUGGUUGCCCUCUUCCUGAAGCCUACACCACUGUGCUGCAGAACGGCAACGACAGCAAAGCACUCCUGGCUGUCCAGAUCUUCUCCCUCGUGGACGUGGACGUGAACGUCAUUUAUCUGCACUGCCAGAUUCAGAUCUGUUUCAAGACCGGAGAGUCGUCGUGCAGGCCGGACUGCAUGGAAAGUGGAGCAAGUCUUGGAGUCUCUCGGCUGGCUAACCUAGUCGGAGCAGCAAAGGCAUCCUGUGGACCCUUUCACAGAUUAUAUCACAAGGGCACUGUUGCCCAGGGGAGGGACACCUUGUUGACGUUGGGCUUCAGCCUGCUGGGUGUGGGGCUGGGCCUGCUCCUCCUAGCUGGGGUGGUGGGACUCCUACUCUACAAGAGGCGCAUUGGUGCCUACAACUUCAACUCCAAGACCCAGCCUGAAAACUUCACCUACCACGUGUUUGACACCUAGAGCUAGAGGGGUUUCGUUAGU
This is a messenger RNA of Sardina pilchardus (European sardine), 4152 nucleotides long. RefSeq names its product uromodulin-like 1 (gene umodl1). Lineage: Eukaryota; Metazoa; Chordata; Actinopteri; Clupeiformes; Clupeidae. The transcript has 18 exons. The record is from RefSeq and is a predicted model, not a curated record. Gene Ontology annotation, molecular function: calcium ion binding; protein binding; peptidase inhibitor activity. Bases 1 to 4131 code for a protein of 1376 amino acids. Gene Ontology annotation, cellular component: cell surface; extracellular region.